GACCACCCUGACGAAGGGACGGUGGCGGAGCAGAAAUCCGGGACCUUUACGCAGAGUUUGGAUCUUUAUUAAGGACCGUGAUGAAGACCUCGAGGUUCGCAGCGCGUCUGAUGUGUGCGGCACUGGCACUGUCAGCAGCCACCGUCCUCUCCAGAAAAGUGAACAAACACAAGCCGUGGAUCGAGACGUCGUACCGGGGUGUGAUCACAGAGAACACGGACGUGGUUCUGCUCGACCCUCCUCUGGUGGCCCUGGACAAGGAUGCGCCUGUUCCAUACGCAGGAGAGAUUUGUGCGUUCGGGGUGCACGGCGCCGACGCCCCCUUCGAGGCGGUGGUGCUGAACAGUACGUCCGGAGAGGGCCGGCUGCGGGCGCGAGGUCCCAUCGACUGCGAGCGGCAGAGAGAGUACACCUUCAUCAUCCAGGCUCACGACUGUGGAGCGGGACCAGGAGGCAUGGGAGCCAAAAGAUCGCACAAGGCGGUGGUCCACGUGCAGGUGGGUGACGUGAACGAGUUCUGGCCCGUGUUCAGCAGCCCCGUGUAUUCGGGUUCGGUACAGGAGGGCCGAGUGUGUGACAGCAUCCUGCAGGUGGAGGCUACAGACCAGGACUGUUCACCUCAGUACAGCCAGAUCUGCAACUACCAGAUCCUCACCGAGAACGCUCCGUUUGCCAUCGACCGCAACGGUAACAUCAGGAACACAGAGAGUCUGAGUUACGACGCCCGUCCUCACUAUGAGAUCAGCGUGACGGCGUUUGAUUGUGGACAGAAGAGAGCGGCCAAAAGUGCCACCGUGCACAUCCACGUCAAACCCGUCUGUAAACCCGGCUGGCAAGGCUGGAGUAAGCAUGUCGAUUAUGAGCCAGGCAUGGGCAGUAAGCCUCUGUUUUCCAAAAUGCAUCUGGAGACGUGUGAGGGCACCGUGUCUUCGGUCAGGACCACGGUGGAGCUGCAGACCGCUCAUAUCGGGAAAGGCUGCGACCGGGAGACGUAUUCUGAGAAAUCUCUACAGAAACUCUGCGGAGCAUCGUCCGGCAGCACGGACCUCCUGCCCGCCCCCAGCGCCGCUUUCAACUGGACGGCGUCUCUGCUGACGGAAGGCGGGCGGGACAGCGAGCUCAUAUUCCGGUUCGACGGGCGCCAGGCGGCCAAGAUUCCCGACUGGGUGGUGCCGCAGAACCUGACCGAUCAGUUCACCAUCGCCACCUGGAUGAAGCACGGUCCGAGUCCAGGGCUCAGGGGCGAGAAAGAGACGCUGCUCUGUAACUCUGAUAAAACAGAGAUGAACAGACACCAUUACUCUCUGUACGUCCACAACUGUCGCCUGGUCUUCCUGCUGAGGAGGGAUUACGCCCAGAGCGCCUCCUUCAGUCCGGCCGAGUUCCACUGGAAGCUGGAGCAGAUCUGUGAUAAGGAGUGGCAUUACUACGUCAUUAACGUGGAGUUUCCGGUGGUGACGCUGUACGUGGACGGUGUGACCUACGAACCCUACCUGGUGACGGACGACUGGCCGAUCCACUCGUCUCAAAUCGACGUCCAGUUGACUGUCGGAGCCUGCUGGCAAGGAGGCGAGGUGUCCAAGUCCAGGUUUACGCAGUAUUUCCGUGGCAGCUUGUCAGGACUGACGGUGAGACCCGGCAAGAUCGAGAGUCAGAAGGUGAUUUCCUGUCUGCAGGCCUGCAAAGAGGGACUGGACAUCACCUCUCUGGAGAGCAUGGACAAAGGAUUAAAGUUCCACUUUAAUCCGGCCCAGUCGGUGUUGGUGAUUGAGGGCGAGGAUCUGGAGCAGGUGAACGCAGCGCUGAGGAAAGUUUCCUACAUCAACUCACGCCAGUUCCCCACGGCCGGAGCUCGCCGGGUCCACAUCAGCACCACGGUCCAAUGCUUCGGGGAGGAUGUUUGCAUCUCGGUUCCUGAUAUUGAUGCGGUCGUCAUGGUAAUGCAGCCAAGCGAACCGCGCAUUACCAUCACCGGAGCCGAGCGGCUGAACAUCCCGGCCUCCGACCUCGCCCUCGGCGCACCGCUGUUCGGGGAUCUGCAUAUCGGCAGCAGCGUUACCAGGAGCGACCGCCUCGUUCACAACACAGACCCAAAGUCAGGAACGUUAGAGGAAAUCGUCCAUAAUCUGGACUACUGUGACAUCCUGGUGUUGGGAGAGGAGUUAAGGGAGGGUCUGGAGACCCUUCAGCUGCCCCACAGUGCCGUACUGGGCAAACACCUCGACUACACCAACUCCACUACUGGCAUGUCCAUAUAUGGUGUGGAUUCCAUGGUACACUAUGCACAGGUGAUCAGACAGGUCUGGUAUCAGACGGCGCAGAGCGAUGUAUCGGCGAGAACGUUCAGGGUGACCUGCUCCGAACUCAACGGCCGAUACACCAGCAACCCCUUCACCCUGCAGGUUCAUGUUCUCCACAGAGAAAAGCACGUCGAGCACGUCAGUCACAUGAUGGCUCAACCCAAAUACCUACAGCGCAAUCAUCAACCGAUCACAGCAUCAAACACCCAGAGUUCCGCGAUUGUUCUUCCUACAGGUGUGCCCAGUGCACUGAUAGUGGUGUGCGUCUCCGCCCUGGUAAUGGUGGUGGUGUUGGGUAUUUACCAGCUUCACCUCAGACUUGUCCAGAACAUUCCGGAUGCACAAACGCAGCUGAAGAAACAGAAGGACCUGGAUCUCUCAGCUCUCACUAUAACCGUGAACCCACUGGAGAGCAUCGAGGAACUGCAGCCGGCGGAGGAACUGACUGAGGAGGAGGUGGAGGAUGAAGAUGAGGACGAUGACGACAUUACUAGCAGUGAAUCAGACAGUGAUGAAGAGGGAGCUACGAUUCCCAGCAUGCAGCCGCAGCCAAAAACGCUGAGCAAGCUACACUUGACAAAUCCAACGUUGCACUGCUGAGAACACACACACACACACACACACACACACACAGAGUUAUGUGAGCAUUUUUAGAAUGACUUCCAUUCAGAUUCAGUACAGAGAGUCCACUAAGAAGAAUUUUCUGGAAGGUUUAUUCUGUUUUCUGUAGUUUCUGUGUA
Trichomycterus rosablanca is the source of this 3040-nucleotide messenger RNA. It is a transcript of the gene clstn2b, whose product is annotated as calsyntenin 2b. The record is from RefSeq and is a predicted model, not a curated record. Gene Ontology annotation, cellular component: postsynaptic membrane; cell surface. Gene Ontology annotation, biological process: homophilic cell-cell adhesion; positive regulation of synapse assembly; positive regulation of synaptic transmission. Gene Ontology annotation, molecular function: amyloid-beta binding; kinesin binding; calcium ion binding. NCBI's taxonomy places the organism in Eukaryota, Metazoa, Chordata, Actinopteri, Siluriformes, Trichomycteridae. The coding region runs from base 81 to 2900 and encodes 939 amino acids. The transcript is spliced from 18 exons.